AUGACGGGAGAUAUUUUGAAUAAGGAGGUUUAUGUGGAUGUCCUCAUUGUCGGUGCUGGGCCUGCGGGUCUUAUGCUAGCUAAUUGGCUAAGUCGCUGCGGAGUCCAAACACGCAUUGUGGACAAGCGAGGCUCAAAAAUUUUCAAUGGUCAGGCAGAUGGUCUGCAGUGCCGUACUUUGGAAAUCUUCGACUCCUUUGAUUUCGUCCACCGCGCCUGGCGGGAAUCGAAUCACAUGAUUGAGAUAUGCCUCUGGAAUCCGGACGAGAAUGGUAACCUUCGUCGGUCUGACCGUAUUCCCGACACAAUCCCAGGAAUCAGUCGCUUUCAACAGGUCGUACUCCACCAAGGUCGCAUCGAGCGGUUUUUUCUCGAUUCAAUUAAGGAGCAUAGCGAUAUUCGAGUCGAACGUGGGAUUUUGCCCAUAUCCUUUGGCUUUGAUGAGGCGAAGGCAGAGAAUAUUGAAGACUAUCCUGUAAAAGUGACCCUUCGAACCCUGUCUGACCAAGAGUCCACACCUGAGCAAAGACAGCAGCACCAAAAAUCUCCGGAUGGCCAACCGACAGCUGUCUCGGACGGACUCUUUCGCAGUAACUUGAGUCCCGAUGAUACUGAAGAUCUCAUUUCGGCGACGGGGUCCAAAUCCAGCCAAUCCUCCAACCAAGUGGAACAUGUCAAUGCCAAAUUCUUGGUGGGUUGCGAUGGAGCACAUUCGUGGGUGCGUAAACAAGCUGGGUUCCAUUUGGAAGGUGAUUCAACCGACUAUAUUUGGGGCGUGCUUGACAUCGUUCCUAUUACAAAUUUCCCAGAUAUUCGCCAUAGAUGUGCUAUUCACUCGAAAAACGCAGGGAGUGUGAUGAUCAUUCCCCGGGAAAAUAAACUAGUCCGGCUAUACACCCAGCUCCAGGUGACAGGACAACAGAGCAAGGGCACUAAAGCAGACCGGUCCUGGAUUACCCCUGAUGUUAUUCUGAAAGCAGCUCAGCGCAUCCUGCACCCUUACAAGCUUGAUUAUACAUACUGCGACUGGUGGACUGCCUAUCAGAUUGGCCAGCGUGUCGGCAACCACUUUUCACUGCGCAACCGCGUCUUCUUGGCAGGCGAUGCUGUUCAUACGCACUCUCCUAAAGCUGGACAGGGUAUGAAUGUUAGUAUGCAAGACACGUACAAUCUAGGUUGGAAGCUUGCUCAUGUGGUGAAAGGCUUGAGCAAACUGACCAUUCUUUCAACCUACGAGUCCGAAAGGAGAGACGUUGCCCAGCAGCUGAUUGCUUUUGACUAUCGCUUUUCAAGACUCUUUUCUGGCCGUCCAACCAAAGAUAUCAUGGAAGAAGAGGGCGUCAACAUGGAAGAGUUCAAAAGAGCAUUUGAGAAGGGGAACGAGUUUGCAAGCGGCACUGCUGUCAACUAUGCUGCUAGCAUUCUUGUUUCGAAGAAAAACAAUCUCGCAGACACGAGUACCAAUGAUGAUCUUGGAAAUUUUGGGGGCUCGACGCUUAGCAAACCAGAGCUGGCAGCGAAGAUCGAUAUCGGCAAGCGCAUGCCCAGCUUCAAAGUGUUAAAUCAUGCUGAUGCCCGACCAUGGCAUCUCCAAGAGUUGCUGAAGAGCAAUGGUCGCUGGAGAAUCGUCGUAUUUCCUGGACGGCUGACCGACUACAACAAUAUGAAACGUUAUGAGAGACUAGGCGAAGCCUUGGGAGCGCCAAAUUCUUUCAUCCGAUGUUUUACGCCACCUGGAAAGCCAUUCGACAGUCUGAUCGAGAUUUUGACAGUUCAUUCCGGAUCACGGAAAGAUAUCGAACUUUUGGAUCUACCCGAGCCAUUCCAUCCUAACCACCAUGACUUGGGAUGGGACUACUGGAAAAUCUACAGCGAUGAGGAGUCUUAUCACGAGGGGCAUGGGCAAGCUUACAAAAAUUAUGGUAUUGACCCAAGCCGUGGGGCAAGUGUAAUAAUCCGCCCUGAUCAGCACGUUAGUUGGGUUGGGGAGGUGGAUGACCACCAAACGAUGUCGCGGUUCUUUGCUGGGUUCAUGGUGUAUCAGAAGUCGCCGGCUUAG
This is a messenger RNA of Penicillium cataractarum, 2058 nucleotides long. RefSeq lists its product as uncharacterized. Lineage: Eukaryota; Fungi; Ascomycota; Eurotiomycetes; Eurotiales; Aspergillaceae. The record is from RefSeq and is a predicted model, not a curated record. Bases 1 to 2058 code for a protein of 685 amino acids. Gene Ontology annotation, molecular function: FAD binding. The transcript has 4 exons.